CACUCGUGCCCUCAUUCCCACAGCACUAGGGAAGCGUGCCACUACCUUCAGAGCAGCAGGAGAACCUCAUCAUCACCGCAGGCUCACGCAUCAUAUCUGCAGAUCUUCACAGGGCGCAUCACUGCUCAACGUACCCACUGCCCAGCAGGCACCAUCGGCCCAGAACCCCGAGUACCCCGGAGCAGCAGGAUAAGGACUUUCUUUCUCUUCGUCAGGAAACAAGAGCAGGAACGCUGAGCUGCUCUUAUUCACUUUCAUCUGUUUUAUUGAGACAGCAGUGGGACAGUGGCAGUCAGAGGAAGCAGAGGUAUAGACAGUGAGGAACCAUGGGGGACUGGAGUCUCCUUGGUAACUUCCUUGAGGAGGUGCAGGAGCACUCCACCUCAGUGGGGAAGGUGUGGCUCACCAUCCUUUUCAUCUUCCGCAUCCUGGUCUUAGGUACAGCAGCCGAGUCAUCUUGGGGUGACGAGCAGUCCGACUUCAUGUGUGACACACAGCAGCCUGGUUGCACCAAUGUUUGCUAUGACAGUGCCUUCCCCAUCGCCCACAUCCGCUAUUGGGUGUUGCAGAUUGUCUUUGUCUCCACGCCCUCGCUCAUAUACAUGGGCCAUGCCAUGCACACUGUGCGUAUGGAGGAAAAACGCAGACGGCAACUGCAGGAGGAGCGUGAGAAAGAUGAGGAUGGAGGGAAGCCUGAAGGUGGCGAGAAGGAGUACCUGGAGCAAAAGGAGGGGGCUUCUGAAACACCAGCCAAGAUUCGACUUAAAGGUGCACUGCUAAAGACUUAUGUUUUGAGCAUCCUGAUCCGCUUGGUCAUGGAAGUAACUUUCAUCAUGUUCCAGUAUAUGAUGUAUGGAAUCUUUUUAAAAGCAUUGUACCACUGCAGUACAUUACCAUGUCCUAACCCAGUCAACUGUUACAUGUCACGGCCUACAGAGAAAAACGUCUUCAUUGUGUUCAUGUUGGUGGUGGCAGCCGUGUCCAUAUUCCUCAGUAUUUUGGAGCUUUAUCAUCUUGCUUGGAAGGGGUGCAAGAGGUGCUUCCAUAAGUAUGUUGAGAGCCGUGCAACCAACAGCAACAGUGAAAAUAACAAAAAAAAUGGCAAAGCGGUUUCAGCAGCCAUGACUUCUAUCUUUCCACACAGCUCCCAGUCCCACCUUCCCAAGAACUGCACCCCACCACCAGAUUUUAACCAGUGCUUAGCAUCAGGAGGAGGACCAUCCUCACCUGAUCAUGUUCAUCACCAUGUUCAUUCCCUCCACUCAGGCGACCAGUCCUUCACCAACCACUUGGCACAUCAGCAGAACUCAGUUAACCUUGCCACUGAGAGGCACUGUCAACGCAGCCAUGAUGACCUGGAGGCAGGGGAGGAUUUUUUGAGAAUGAGUUAUGAUUCCCAACAAGCCAUUGUGGCUUGUGGCCCUGCUGAAGUAUUACCCAGUGCUCCAUCUACACCAACAUCCAAUAGCAGCUUCAUCAGAGACAAAUGCCGCUUUAGUAAGAACAGUGGCUCAAGUAGCAGCAAAACACGGCCUGACUUAGCAGUUUGAUCAAAGUGUGACCAGAUCCCAGGGUAUAUUGGCGAAUAAUAUAUGUUAUUUGCAAUGUAUGGGUGUAAUAUGUAAACUAAUUGGCCAAAUGUAUGUGGAGACCUGAUUAUCACAUCCAUAUGUUGCCCAAACUAUUGCCUACUUGUCCAAAAUGCCUUGGUAUGACAUAACAUUAGGGUUUGCCUUCACUGCAAAUACAGGUUUAACCUUUUCCAUUAUGACAACCCUCCUGCAAAAGAGUGUGAAAGAAAUCAAAUGUACUGCACAGAGCCCUGACCUUAAUCCCACUGAACACUUUUUGCAUGAAUAGGAAGACUGACUGUUCCCCUGACCUCCUCGCCCAACAUCAGGUCCUGACCUCACUAACAUUUGGGUGUGAAUGUCAAAUGUCCACAUACUUUUGGCUAUAUAGUGUCUGUCUAUGUACAUUCUAAAAUUGAUUCAAUGAAAAAAGAAACAACUUGGGUAAAUUUGGACUCAAUGCUGGUGCUAUGUGGACUAAUACAGCCAGCAUGAGGUAAGGGUUUUGGCUCAGCUAUUAAUUGUGGUUGGAAAUUGGGGUAAAAAUAAUAAUUGCUGAGUCUUUGAUUUGAUUCAAAAACAUUGAUUUCUGGCUCACUUUAUAGCUUUAUAGUUGGUGUAAAUGAAAACUAUUACCCCAUAUCCAUAGGUAUUAUGAAAUCCUGAAUAAUGAACAUCAAAUGAUAUAUGAAAUAUGCAACUAAUCAUUUUACCAUCUCCAGCUAAAUUAGAAAUUAAGGGACAUAGAAAGAUAAUCCUACAACUAUUGAACUACUAAGGCACUAAAGCACAGGUCCAGGAAAUACAGUAUAUCUUGAUACCCUGCACCUGUUCUCUUACAGGUCCUCAAAUCCAACUCUGCAUACAAAAUUGCCCAUUAUCUACCCAUUAUUAACCCUGAUAAACCUGAGCCAAAAAUUUGACAAAAUAAGCCAUCAUGUUUUUAAAGUGUAUGUGCCUGAAAGUUUUAGUACUAGCAAUGACUUGAGAUUUAAAAAUAGUUCUUUGUAUAGGAACGCCUUAAAAGGCCAUCAGGAGGAGACAAUCAUAAGAAAGAUAUAGAUCAUGAAAGCGAAAGAAUCUGUAUCAGAGCACCUUAUUUGGUUUCACUGAAACUGCUGUAUAGUAUUAGAAGUGGGAAUAUGAGCGAGUAAUUUAAGUUAAAGAGGGUUUGUGGAAACUAUAGGAUGAAUGUAUUUGUAAUUUGCACCUGGAUGAAAUAACACUGAGAAUAUGAAUGAAAGGAAAAUCAUUUUAAAAUACAACUGAUGAGAUUUUUUUUUCCCCCAGAAUACAUUAUUUCUUGUGAAAAUGUAAACCAAGAGAAUAACUGCAUCAUUAUCAUUCUGAUCACUAAGCCAGAAGCUCUGCUUUAUAUUGCACAUAAGUUAAUCAGUCUGUGAAUUUAUAAACCAAGGAGCUUCAUCACAAUAAUCCAAAACGACACUUUAACCAGGUCAAAACUGUGAAAAAGGACCUCAAUCCCUUGUGUAUGAGUGUCAAGUACUUAUAUAGGGCAAUGCAGUGUUGUGUUACUGUGAAUGUCAGAGACAAACUUUUUAAGGACGUGACAUUUGCUUAACUCGGGUGAAGGGUACGUUACCUCUGGAGGUGUCAUGCAGACAGUGUGCAACUCAGACCAAACCAAGGACAAGUUGUUGCUUCUUCCAUUCUUAAGAAUACUUGUGCCUUAACUUAGCAGUACAAUCAAAUGAUUAUUAAUCUUACAUGUGCAUAGUGCAAUUUAGAUCAGACUUGUGCAAUAUCCAUGAAGUUACAAAAAGCACAUUUCAAUCAAUCCUCAUACAGUAUGCAUCACAAGAGGUUGGACGGAUGAAAAACCUGUUCUUCUUAAGUCUGUCUUACUCAAUAGCUUUUAUUGUGAUUGACCAAGUGACUAAUAAUCAUGGAAAUAACAUCAUUCAUCAGUAUUUCAAAUGGGCUAAAUAGAUUUUAAUUCUUUGGAAGAAAGACAUCCAAGGGUCGAUUGAAAUCGGAAACCAGGGUUUAAGAUCAUUUUAAACAUGUAUCAGUAUAGUCAAAAUUUUUGCAUGCAUAAAUGUAAAUCUGUGCAUAAAAUGAGAUUUUUCAACAGCCUUAUGCAUGCCUAGAGUGAGAAUGACCAUGCCACAGUAAACACUACAAUGCACUCAAACCACUCUCUUUUUUCAUUUAAAACAUGGUGUGAGUGGCAGUUAACUGGUGUCUUGUACAUGAGUCCACAUAAUAUCAUUACUUUGCUUUUUAGAUAGCACAAUAUUUGGAAUUAUUUAGUCAUUAAACACAUAUCCACACCUCACUGUGAUUUCAAUCUGCAAUAAACCAAUUCUGUCACCUGGA
Messenger RNA from Clarias gariepinus (North African catfish), 3911 nucleotides. It is a transcript of the gene gja5a, whose product is annotated as gap junction protein, alpha 5a. Lineage: Eukaryota; Metazoa; Chordata; Actinopteri; Siluriformes; Clariidae. Gene Ontology annotation, cellular component: connexin complex. The transcript is spliced from 2 exons. The record is from RefSeq and is a predicted model, not a curated record. Bases 327 to 1550 code for a protein of 407 amino acids. Gene Ontology annotation, biological process: cell communication.